Messenger RNA from Ectocarpus sp. CCAP 1310/34, 555 nucleotides. The record is from the annotation of a GenBank genome assembly. NCBI's taxonomy places the organism in Eukaryota, Phaeophyceae, Ectocarpales, Ectocarpaceae.
GUCGUCACUGCACGCCAGACCCGGUGCAAUGCAUGCUGCCGAUAUGGUGCAUUUGCGCCCUUUGAACCGCAGCAUACCGUUCUACAUGCUCUUCUUGAGUGACACACCAAGUCGGCGUGACGAGGAUGACGGCGAUGCUGCGAGCAGCAUAGAUCUUAGGAGUGCUGCACAAGGCGGAGGCGGAGGUGACGGGGUUAGGGAUGCUUCAAGCGGCGUGGGAGCGUGAGGAGCUGCUGCGCGUGCGUCCUGUGGACCGUGCUCCGGUGAUGCGUCUGUCGCGGACGAUCGACUCCGUUGAUGACUACGACGCGUAUCACUAAACCGCGGGGCAGCGGUAGUCGGAGGAGGAGGUCCUUGGCCUUCGUGCUGUGUGUUCACCGAAACUCUGGCGAGGGGAGCGGCCCUUGCCGGAGGACUCGUGUUGCCAUGAACACCCGGCAACUGAACCGGGCCAGCCUUCUCAUGCGGACGUUGACCUCCAUCGUUCUCCAUGAUUGUUUAGCAGCGGUUGUGAGUGUAAUGUGGUGGUAGCCUUGCGGUGGGGGUGGAGGCGGA